Messenger RNA from Amoebophrya sp. A25, 5169 nucleotides. The record is from the annotation of a GenBank genome assembly. Lineage: Eukaryota; Dinophyceae; Syndiniales; Amoebophryaceae.
AAAUUGCGACAGCGUGGGCAAAACAGAAGAAGAGUGGGCAAAACUUCGGGUACUACUGAAAAUUAUUGGCGUUCUUGUUUCCAUCCCGUACACAUGUCUGUUUCUCUUUUUAUUUGGAUUAUGUACUUUUUGAUGAUGUGCUUUUGUAUAUUCACUAUAUGAAUUCCUCCUCCUGAUUGAACUCAUCUUCCUUUUCCGCUGCGCUCGCACUUUCGAGCAGCGUUCUAUUCGCUUGCGAAAGAAGAUACGCAGCUGCCACUGGGUUAGACCUGAACCUAGGUGAAGCCCACAGUGGAUGGCAAAGUCCUGGGCCCUUACCUGGAGGCUGAAGCCGACCUUGUCACUCUGCCUCGAAUCUUACGGCUAUGCUGUUGUUUGACGUAGGACGUUUUAAGGAAAUACAGUCCAAAAAAUGUCAUCUAGAAGUAGAAUUGACGUUCGUUCCCCCAUUAAAAAGCUCCAGGAUCGGUCGCGAGAUCAAUGAAUCGCGACCCAUCGAUAACCCUCAGGACAUAGCUACUAGCGUGUAUCUUUAUCGUUCGUAUUUCUUUCAACUUCAGGGGCCGGGGAAUAAGAUGAUCAAGUCGCUGACUACGGUUGUGGAUACUUUGCCGACAUUGCAAAAGGUUGUUGAACGCGCUCCGCCGCACGCGAGCAACGUUUUGUCGAAUUGGGUGAAUUUUUUUUUCGCAGUUCAGCUGCGCCGUUUGAAGAAUCCCUCGUGGCGAAAAUACCAACAGGUGCGAACUUUUGGAUCAGUUAAGACUUUAAGCUACAUUCAAGUGCAUGAUAUGGUCCAUUCAUUUGUUUCUUCCAAGAAGUCAAGAACUCCUAGCUACAUCUCCUAGCUUUUCUCCAUUGUGAAAAACUAUCUUUCAAGCCUCUUUUUGUCACAGCCCUCCGGUCUCUCUUUACCCGAGUCACCUCUUCUUCUCAACGCUGAGCAUUCUUAAUCUCCACCUUACAGCUUUUCCGACAGCAGGAGUGGAUGGGCCGCUGCUCUUCGGUCUUUUCGUUUUACAGAAAGGAAUUUAUUGCCCUUGACAGCGAUAUGGAUGCAGCUGAGUGGUAUUGUCGCCUAACUUGCGAUCCGCGAGCGAUUUUUCCGAAUCUGCAGGACGAUUUCCCCAUUCUGACGUACGACACGGAGCUCGUUGGCAUCAUCAACAAAAAGCGACAGGAGUACAACAUCAAAAUCACUGCAUACAACGACAAGAUAACUGUAUCGCAGCAGGGCAGUAUUCUCGCUUCUACUACUCUCCUUCCGGAGCAGCAAGCCGAGCACGCGAAGCAGCUUUCGAUGAUUGAUGCCCCAACAACUGAAAACGUCAAACUAUACAGCUACUUCAAGCAGAUCGUGCCGGCCGUGGUGAUUCGCAACUUGAUGGCGCGCGUGAUUGCAAUGGAUCGCCACGUCUGUUUUGCACAGCACAAGAGCAUCCUGAAGCCCAGAAAGAUGAUGAAGAAGAAGAAGGCUCCUAGUGGCUCUGGCAACGGAAGCACCAGCAACGCGAACAAUCAGAAUAACAAUACUUCAGCUUCAUCCGGAACCGCCAUCGGACAUGUCGUUGCUCCACCAGCCUCAACAUCCGGAAACCCUGGCGUCCAGUCGGAGCAGUUGCCUGCUCCAGGUGGAUCGGUCAAUGGCAACAGCGGGUCCGUUAGUGGUAGUAGCAGUAGUGAUUCAUCUUCUUCGUCUUCUUCUUCGGGCAAUAAUCAAGGUGCUGAUGAUGGCGAGAGCGCCAAUCCUGAUCAGGAGAUGGAUGUCGAUCAAGCCGGAGAUGAAAUGAUCGUCGAUGGAGAAGUUGUAGUAGACGAAGCUGAAGGCAUGCCGCAGAUGGUUGGCGAAGCUCAUCCGGGUCUGAAUGACAUGGAACAGGAAAUCGACGGCGAGGUUGUUGAGGUGCACGACGUCUUGCAUUCUACGCAUCAUGGUGAUGGCGAGCAUCUGCUGAACUCGCAAAUUUCGCAGCCAGGUGUCAACGAACAAUUUCAGCAAGGUGCUUUUGAAACGACUACUAUCAUCAAUCACGGAACUACGAGUCACGGACAAGGCCUUCUUCAGUCUGCAGCUGGAGGUGGAAUGGUCGGCGGGACAUCUGCAUCUGGGAUGGCAGCAGAUCAGGCCGGGCCCGCAACUGGCGGAAACGCGCAAGGUGCCACUGGUGGAAUCGGAGAUGCAGAACAAACGGCAGGAGCCACUGGCAACAGUAAUGCCUUUCAGCAACCGACAACGAGCAAGCGCUCCAGUCUCAAUCGUGGUGUGGUGCCUUCUCCAAGCCCGAACGCAGACCAGAAGAAAAAGUGCUACCUCUUCACUCAUUAGCUAGACCAUUUGGGUUUGAUCGCUAUCAUGUGCAUACUGAAUAACCCGCAGGAUUUAACAGCACAAGUAUCGUUGAAGGUUUCAUCUUCGAAUCUACUGACUUAUAAUCAUGGUGACCCCUCCUAGUUUCUUUAUGUAGCUGCUGGCUUCACAGUCACAGCCUCAGCAUAACGUUGUAUCAUGGUCACAGCAUCAACAUUCAGAAUAGAAUGUAAAUCUUUUCUUCCCUAGGUCCAAAGAUUCGCAAGGGAACCCGUUGCCCAAGAUUCCGGAGUCGAAAGAUACUCCAAAAACGUGGAAGGAGGCUGCACAAGGAACAGCUGCGGGGAGAAUCUUUGGAAAAAUGGAGGCGGUAUUAUAUUUAAGAUUUGCAACUGGGAGCAUCGCAUAUUAGUAAGUGAUGCUCUGCUCGGUUGCUACUGAAUCAUCAAAAGGCUCUUGCAAGAGCUUGCGUGUGGCGCUGGACAGGAAGGGGGGCAGGGCUUCUUCCUUUGUGCCAGCGCUGCACACAUUUCGUGAUGUUUUGUGAGCUAGUAUUAAUAUGAAGAUUAUUCUAAAAUGAAAACUUCUUGUUCUCGACAACGAUCCUUCGUUACAAUUGUACGACUCGAAAUCUUUUUGUUGAGCUACUUGCUUACUACAUGAGACUACAACAAAAUAUAACAUCUACGCGUCAUCUCCUCCAGACCUUACGACUGAAUGCGAUGGCUUCGAUACGCAAAAAGAUGGAGGCCUUGUUGGGUUUCUGCUUAUCCACCGAUCUACCGCUAUCGCGCGUUCUAUGCGAAGACGAUGUUCGCAAGUACAUCAAAUUCGAGACGAUUGUUGGCAACCUCAAAUCGAUGGCCGGACAGCGCGACUUCGCUCUCUUCAUGUGGAAGGACCUCAACUUGGCGACUUUCAACACGGUCGUGGACGACAAGUUCAUCGAGAAGCAAUUUGGAAUAGCAACGGUUGUCCAAGAUUUGCGAACUCGAUGUGAGAACAUCCGCAGCAAGUUUGGAGUCGAGGGCCUGAUGGCCUUGUGGAUCUUGUCAAAGACCAAGGCUGGUAAGGAGCUCGGCGUUCUGGGUUACACGCCUCAGCAGCCGAAAGCGACGCUUUUGGACUACGUGCGAACCUUGACGGUUUUGGUGAAAGAAGUACUAUUCGUUCGUAAAACUUCUCUUGCUGUGUGUGCGUCUCUUAUACUUCAUCCACCUACUGCGCGCUACUUUUCGAUUAUAUUUGAGCUAUGUGCUACUUACAAUUCAAAACUGCAGCGCGAUGCCAUACUUGAUUCCAAAAAGAUUCAUUCAGUGCAAGCUUUUCAUGUUCUUAUCCAAAAUUAGAGCUGCGACGCUUCUUUUUUCAUAUGUACUAAUCUCGACUGAACCACACAGUUACCUACGCUUUAUGAGAAGAAGUUGGCGUUUGAUUUGACCGCGCUGCGCGCUGUCGCUCUUGUUGCAAAGUCGACCGUUCGACAGAAAGUGACAAACGAGAUUGCCUCAUACAUUUCGCUUUGCAAGGCGCUCACUACAUGGGUUGGGCUGGCUUUGAAUACCGUGCAAAAUGGCAACAGUCAUGAGGCUGCAGUGAAAGAAAUGGCGAAGGUGCUCACUUCUAUUUGUUUUAGACGACAUUGCUACUCUAUGACAGUUCCACUCUCUUCAAUUGUCCUACUGACGAUUGGAAAGCUUAGAACUCAAAUCCUGCUAAACUAUGAUCAGGCUAUGCUCUCGCUCGUCGGGUUACUUUCGUUGUCGUAGAUUUCCAUCUAAGGUAUAAAGAUCAUCCUCGGAACGAAUCCUCACAAUCUUUCAGGCACAGGCACUAGUAUUAAUUUCCGCCAAUUCUCAUCUGUGAGUUUCAUACUGAGUCACUUUACAUCAUUUUUGUCAAGUCUCUAGGUCAAACCGGAGGGCUUGUUGAAGGACGCCCAGCAAUAUGUCAGUGGAUACACAAUUCACCGCCUGAACAGAGACGAAGAUAGCCAAGAAAUUUUCGACAUCUUCAAGAAGCAGUUUGUCGAGUACUGGUGGCUAAACAUCUUCUACGACCACAUGAACACGGUGGUCCUGAAUGCGCUGAUGAAAGUUGCUGCGACCAACAACCAGCUCAACAAGAAGCGCGCGGAUGCAAAGAAAGAAGUGACUUCUAAUACCAUCUACCAGUACCUCGACUUCAGUGAAACUGGAAAAGAGCAGAAAAUCAAGAUCACCAACAUUUUGACGCAGAUCACCACGCAGCAGCUGAAAGACCUGCUUAGCAACAAGACCGAAGAUGAGAAGUGCCUCACGAUCUUAGACCUAACUGGCUCCGCGACGGCCAUCGCGGCUUAUGAGCUCAAGACGAAAAUGGAAAAAGAAGCAGAGGAUGGCGACAAGGGUGACGAAGGAAAUUCUUUUGUUCAGGUUGCGGUUGAGCAACUUGUUUCUGCAGGAGCUUGUCCGGGAAUGGUCGAGGACACGCGUAGCAAGGCUGGCUCUCUCCUCUUCUUGUUGGAUCCGACGGCAAAGCGUGGUGAACAACUAGAUCUGGAACAGUACUCCCAAGAUGACAGCUUUUGGACCAACAUGGCGAAAGCCGACUUGGCUACACUUACCGGAGCAGGAGCCAAUGCUAACGAAGAUGACAAUGAUGUAGGUCGCGAUACAGCAGCAGCUCUCUUCGAGGAGCAGCAGGCUGAGCAGAACAAUCUGAACGUUCUGGAGCGUGUGCUGCAGCGCCAGGAGCAGGACGCAGCAGAAGAGGACCUCAUGGCACAAGCUGAUCACAUCAUCUUUGGCGAUCUCACUGAUGACGACGACGACGACGAGGAGGAGGACGACGACGAAACAGAAGGUGACGAGGAGGAGUGA